AGCUUCCUUUGAAUCUUCUUAGAGAACUAUCACAUCAAAGAAGAAACUUAAAACAAUAUCAAUGCUGUUUCUAUACCUACAAUUAAAAACCUGAUAAUUUCCAUGCAAUCCCCACCUACUAGAAAGAUGGAAGUGAAGGUCAGCUUUGGUCUAAAGUGCCUCUGUGUGAACACAAGUGUGAAUAUUCAGGUCCAUUACUGUAGUUAAAACAGAAAAAGGGAAAGUUGAGAACUCAGUCUCAGUUGUUUUACAGAUUAGAGAGGCACUGACCUACAUAGAAGUUCUCAGCUUUAGAGAGAGGAGUAAAGGGAAGAAAUCAAAGAAUGAAGGUGCAAAAAAAGGCAGGAUAAAUUGGGGAAGGGGGAGGUUUGGUAAAAGUAAUAGGAAGAAAAGAGGUUUUCUACAGAAGAUGGUAAUGAUGAAUUAUGGGAUAAGAAGCAAGGUGAGAACUCAGCCCUGGAGCAGAGGCUGAAGCACUAUCAAAACAUGAAAGUUCUCACCUUUUGUGGGUGGAGUCAAAGGAGGGGCCAACCCUAGACAGGAACAUAAAGAGACCCCAAGAGCUCAGUCCUGACAUCUUUUGCUGCCAGACCCCAAGGGUAAAGGCUGGAGGAAUAUCUGAGAAGGCAGGAAUCAGAAGCCUAGGAACAUGGAUGCAAGAGACUUAAUUGAAAACCUCAAGGCAGAUCUGACUUGCUCUAUCUGCCUGGGCUACUUCACUGAUCCAGUGAUUGUCAAAUGUGGCCAUAACUUUUGCAGAGUCUGUCUUCUCAGGUGCAGAGAAGAAGCAGAUGCAGCAUUCAAGUGCCCAGAAUGCAGAGGAGUCAUUGAAGACAGUGAUGUGGUGCCUAAUAGGAAGUUGGAGAAUCUGUCUAUGACUGGCAAAAGGCUCAGACCUCAUCUGCUUCAGAGCAUCACUCUGGCCCUCUGUGAUCAGCAUGGGGAAAAAGAGAAGUUCUUCUGUGAAGAGGACCAGAGACUCCUCUGUGCUUCCUGUGUAUUAUCCCCAGGGCACAAGGAUCACACAGUCCUUCCCCUGGAAAUGGCUGCUGGCAAGUGGGAGGACAAGAUCAAGCACACCCUGAAUACCUUACAACGAAAAAAAGAAGAAUUUAAUGUUGCAUUGGACAGAGUGACAAAGAGAAGGAGACUCUGUAAGAAGGCUAUACGCUCUUUAAAAGAAUCUGUUAUUUCAGAAUACAGGAAACUACAUGACUUCUUAUGGGAGGAAGAAGAGCUCUAUCUAGAAACACUGGACCAGCAAUAUAAAAACAACUUGGAAAAACUGGAGCACAACACAGCAAAACUGUCACAACAAAUUCAAAAUCUGGAAAGAAUGAAAAUAGAACUAGAGGAGAAUUUGGACAAGGAGCCCUUGGAAAUGCUCCUGGAUAUGAAGGACACUUUGGCAAGGAAUGAGGAGCUGCUCCUUCAAGAACCAGAGGUUGCUUCCCUUGCCUGGAACACCAGCCCCAUCACUGGCUUGACCAAGAUGCUCAAGAGAUUCCAGAGUGAUAUAAGUCUUGAUCCUGAAUCAGCCAAUCCACAUCUCAUCCUGUCUGAAGAUCUGAAGAGUUUCAAGUAUGGAGAUGUCCCACAGGACCUUCCUGACAACAAGGAAAGAUUUGAUAAUGCUCUUGCUGUACUGGGGGCCCAGACCUUUACUUCAGGCAAACACUAUUGGGAAGUAAAGGUAGGAGAUAAGACAGAGUGGGUAGUGGGAGUCUGUAAAGAUUCAGUCAGGAGAAAAGGGCAACUCUCCUCAUCUGAGAAUGUAUGGACCUUAGUAAGUUUGAGAUCUGGAUAUCUUUGUGUCCUCUGUAAUUCUAAAUAUGGCACUCAUUGGAAUUACCCUAUAGACCAAAUAGGUAUUUUUUUGGAUUAUGAUAAAAGACAUAUAGCAUUUUAUGAUGCCAUGAAUGGAUACUUAAUUUCUAGUUUCUCAGACAUGGACUUUGAAGGGCCUCUUCGCCCUUACUUCUCUCUAUGCUGUCCUAAUGGAGAAAGUACUCCUGGGUCAAUUAUGCUAAUUAAUAUGGGAGAUUCUCAGUAA
Monodelphis domestica (gray short-tailed opossum) is the source of this 2053-nucleotide messenger RNA. The record is from RefSeq and is a predicted model, not a curated record. NCBI's taxonomy places the organism in Eukaryota, Metazoa, Chordata, Mammalia, Didelphimorphia, Didelphidae.